Molecule: messenger RNA, 6891 nt
Organism: Diabrotica virgifera virgifera (western corn rootworm)
Lineage: Eukaryota; Metazoa; Arthropoda; Insecta; Coleoptera; Chrysomelidae
Product: toll-like receptor 7
Exons: 3
Coding region: 140-1645 (501 amino acids)
Molecular function (GO): protein binding
Source: RefSeq, a predicted model, not a curated record
UAUGUUGUGUAGCUGUCAGUCACUUUUCAGUUCAGCUUUUCUUUCAGUUGAGAAGUAAUUUAAUAUUUCUUGUGAGUUUCAGUAACUUCUAAAUAUCGAUAUUAAAGACUUAACUAAUAGUUUAGUGUUGUUAGUGAAAAUGUCGGACUAUGCCACUCAUUUCCCACCCCAAACAUACUCUUCAUCCUUUUAUAUAAAUUCAUUGGCAGAGGGUGAUAAAACUACCCUCGUCAUUGAUUCUGAUGAUGAAGAUGACAAUCCGAGUGAGAUGCAGGUUAAGAAUUCUCCUUUACUCGAUUGCUUCAUUUCAACGAUGCCAAAAGAAGCCGUCCUCUUUUGCUUAGCAUUGCUAAGCUGUGUGGCUAGUCAAUCACCAACUACACAAAACUUUGUAACUCAACUUGCAGAAUCUGUAACUUCAGCAAUGAAUGAAACGAAAGAAUGCUUUGAAGACAAAUCUGCUAAAAUUAGAACUUUUUCAAGCCUUAACGAAUAUCAGGGUAAUCGUGCCAGUUUUGAUCCUCGCCAACCUACGUAUCAGGGAAACAUCGUCAACUUCAGUUGCAACACAAUCGAAAGUCUUCCGAAAAACAGUUUUAUUAGUUUUGGCUCUAACAGCAUUAUGAAGAUCGAUCUCCAUGAUAAGGAAAUUAGUGAGAUAGAACCUGGAGCAUUUUCAGAAUUAUUUUGCCUCCAGGAACUUAACUUAAGCCAUAACAACUUAACAAAUUUGUCAGAAGGUAGCUUUGAGGGGUUGAACAGUCUGGUGCAAUUAGAUCUUAGCUUCAACAGUUUACAAGAAAUUCCGGACAACGGCUUAACUUUUAUUGAGUUAAAGACUCUGAGAGUGCUCGAUUUGUCUCAUAAUGAAAUCAAGUCUUUAAAUCAACUCUCGUUCAUGACUUUGGAUGCUUUAGAAAUACUCAGAAUUGGUCAUAAUAAGAUUAAAACUAUAGAUCCAAGAGUGUUUAACUAUCUGGGAGCUUUAAAACAGCUGUAUUUAAAUGACAAUUCUUUGGUUGAAACGUCAGCUGAACAAUGGAAGGGUCUUACUAAUCUGACCGAUUUGGAUUUAUCCAACAAUUAUUUAUCGUCCUUUGACAUGACAAGCAACUACAGUUUUGCUCAUAUAAGAAAUUUAAAUUUGAGUGGCAACACAUUGCAAUAUAUGAACAUCUUUGGAAUUAAGCAGACCUUUCCCAACUUACUUACUUUAGACCUUAGUAACAACAAUUGGUUUUGUCAAGAUCUAGAAGUUUUAAAACACGGCCUGCACGAUUCCAAAAUUAUUUUACCUACUCCUGUGGACUGUACAACGGAGAGUAGUACUGCUUCAACUUCUGUUAAAACUCCCAAAGUAGAGCCCGUACCAAACACUCAAAAUAAUGAAAUAGAAAAGAAGUAUGAACAGAUUCUCGAUCAACAUAAAAUGUUGAUGGAUUCUAAUGAACAGAUCUCUGCUGCAGUACAAGAUUUGAGGGGUAUUGUUAUAUUCCUGUUCAUAGUUAUUAUUUUGUGUGUUGUGGUAGAAGCUGGUAUGCGAUUAGGUAUUUGUAGAAGUUGGUACUACAGUCUUAUGGGCAGAACUAGUAGAGGUUACUUCGAUGCUAAUGAUUCGGAAAGUGUAGGGUUAAUACCUCGUUGAUCGAGGUCUUUAACUAAGUAAAUGACUUUAACUUGUUUUAAUUUAUUCAUUUAUUCAUAGUCAAUGUCUCUUUAACUUGUGAUAGGCUAUAAAUUGAUGAGGCUCUAUUGGAAAUUACCCUCUAAUCCAGACGAGAUCCGUUAAGGAUUAAUUUUAAGGAGUAGGACUUUCGAUUUUUAUAAAAAAAAACGUCCCCGCAAGGUUGUUUAUAACUAGAAUUUGGAUAUGCUCCAUGUAAAAAGUUGAAUAAAUACAUCAAUCAACGAUAAAAGUCAAGGAAGAGAUAUUUUAAGAGUAUUUUUUAGAAAAGGUUAAGGCAAGAAAAAUCUAAUUGUCAACAAUUUUACCUGUAUCCUUUUUUGUCGUAGCUUUUCAAGAUAUUGAGGUUAAAGGUUUGAAAAAAAUAUUUUCCGUUCUUAAACUUUUCUAUCAUCUUUUCUCCUGAAGCAUAUUCAAAUUGUAAUUUUAAACAACCUUACGAAGAUACUUCUAUAAAAGUCUAAAGUCUGAUUCAACAUAUUAGUCCAGGGCGCAUCUGUUUUGAGAUGGACGUUGAGAGGUGACUCAAAUUUUUUUGCAGAAAUUGCUUGAAAAUAACUCAAAUAAUAAUAUUUAAGUUUUCCUCCCACUCAAAAUGGUUCGGAACAUUGUUUAAAUAAUCAAAAUGUCAAAAUAUGAAGGAAAAAUUUGAUUUUUUUUUUGGUCUUUUGAUUAUAACUUUGUACUGACAUAAAAGUUGCGUAAUUAAAUUUCCUACAAUAUAGAAUUGGUUAAAAAUUUAAAAAAUAGUCACCCUUGUUGCAAAAUAGCAAUAAUUGCGAAAAAAAAAACAUAAAAAAACAAGUAUUCGCAUUUUACGCUUUUCAACCAUUUAUGCUACACUUAGGACCUUCAUAUUUAGCCAGAAAAACUUUAUGAUAUAGUAAAACAACGCUGUAAAUUUCAUUAAGAUCGGUUUAAUAGUUUUUGCAAAAUAUAUUUUGCAAUCCAGCUUUCGCAAAAAAAUUCAUUUUUUUUAAUGUUGCAGGACUGAAAAUAAAGCAAAUAUCAAGUUGAAUUUUUUUUUGCUUAUAGAAGUGUACUGUACCUUUCAUUUGCAAUUUGCAAAAUUAAAAUCGAUUAACUACCACGACGCCAGGAAAUUUUUUAAAUAAACAUUAAUUUUUGGUGGUACGCGCAGGACAGCGGUGUUCGAUUCACACAAGUUGAUUUCCACCAAAAUUUCUUCCAAUCUUUAUAUAAUAGAUUAUUUUCUUACUCUAUAUUUUGUUGUAUUUUAAUAUUUUAAUUCCACAAAAAUCAAACUAAUUUUAUUAUUGUUUGUGAAAUAUUGUUUAAACAAUUGCAUAUGUUUAAAAAUAAUAAACUUUUAUUCUGUAAGUUAAAAUAUAUGAACAAAGAAAGUUUUUGCUAAAAAAAGUGUUAAUUCAAAGGAUAGAGUAUGUUUUUAUUUUGCAAUAAACAAAUUUAUUUAUUUAUAUCGAAAUGUAAUAAAAAUUAAAAUGUAUCAAUCAUUAUCAAAGGUCAUUGGAAUGCCCAAUCAGAGCAAACUAUCCGCUGUCCUGCGCGUAGCACCAAUAAUUAAUUUUUAUUUAAAAAAAUUCCUGGCGCCGUGGUAGUUAAUCGAUUUUAAUUUUGCAAAUUGCAAAUGAAAGAUACAGUAUAGGUACUUCUAUACGCAAAAAAUUUAAAAUUGCUAUCUGCUUUAUUUUCAGUCCUGUAACAUUUUGAAAAAAUGAUUUUUUUUGCGAAGGCUGGAUUGCCAAAUUUGUUUUGCAAAAUCUAUUGAACCGAUCUUAACGAAAUUUACAGUAAGUGUAGCAUAAAUGGCUGAAAAACGUAAAAGGCGAAUACUUGUUUUUGUAUGUUUUUUUUCGUAAUGAUUGCUAUUUUCCAACAAGAGCGACUAUUUUUUAAAUUUUUAAGCAAUUCUAUGUUGUAGGAAAUUUAAUUACGCAACUUUUAUGUCAGUACAACUUUUCUCGAAAAUGAAAAAUUUUAAAGUUAUAAUCAAAGAAUGAAGAAAAAAAUCGAAUUUUUCCUUCAUUUUUUGACAUUUCGAUUAUUUAAACAAUGUUCCGGACCUUUUUGAGAGGGAGGAUAACUCAAAUAUUAUUAUUUGAGUUAUUUUCAAGCAAUUUCUGCAAAAAAAUUUGAGUCAUCUCUAAACGUCCAAAUGUACUAAUAUUUUUACAGAUGCGCCCUGGUCUAUAUCCCAACUUAGCUGUUUUUGUAGAUAUCCCGUCUGGACUACUAUCCCCAUCUGUUUCUAAUUUUGUUUUUAUAAUCACACUAGCCGAUCACAUUUUUUAGUGAUUAUUAUUAUCUUUGUUGUUUAAUGUUUAAUCAUUUUUUGCUCUCAAUUAUUCCAUUCAUCUAUUGUCAAUAUGUUGCCAAUAUUUUGUCAAUAUUUUACCAAUUUUGAAUACUCUGUAUAUUUUCGUUGGGAAAUUUGCUCCAUCUUCUGCACUGGGAGUUUGUCAUAUUUAUAUUUACACCAGUUAAUAGGGAAAAAAAUCAUCGAUUUCACGUAAAAAUGUUAAGUAGGGUUUUGAAGGUUUUAAGCGAUAUAUGAGGGAUAAAUAAUGAUAAUUCCGUGAAGACGUACAGCUAAAUUUUCUUCUUCUUUUUUUUAAACAGUUACAAAGAAUGAAAAACUCAGUUUUUUGACUAUAAAUCGUUUCUUGUGCAUUUUAGAGAAAAAUGUUUCAAAUAAAUAUUGUAGACCUUAAAAAAUUCUUUAAUUUGUUGGGACAAAUAUUGAAAUAUAUAAACAAUUGACCGAGAUAAUUGUAAAAAACUCUCAUUUUUGCACUAAUUUAUAAAUGUUAAUAACUGUAUUUUUUGCACAACGAUAUUUAAUUUAACUACUUCAGAAUAUGCCAAUUAAAGGGUUAUUUCAGUGUGCUAAAUUUCAACCAGAUUGACCAAAUAGUUUAUGAUUUAUUCAAUUUGUUUAUCCCAGAGAGCAAUUGUUUAAACAACUGUUCUUGCCCUAACAGUAACUCUAGAGAUAUUUUACAAAUCCCAAUCGAUUAUUUGAGAUUUUAAUUUUAAGAUGUAUUGAAAAUGUUUUAAGAUUUUAUCAAAAUUGUUAUUAAAAAAACUGUUUGAAAAAGACCCUACUUUUUAGGUUAUAAACAAUUGGAAUAACUUUGACAGUUUUUAUGAUACACGCUUGUAUGUAGGCUCACUGAAAAGCUGGUGAAAAAAUACACAUUAAAAUUGUAAAAAGAAUUUUAUAUGACCAAUAGAAAUUAAGUUAGAAUUAUUUUUUCAAUAAAUCAUAUUUCCAUUGUUUAUAAACAUUAAGAGCUGAAAAUUGAAUGAGUUGUUUAAGAAAAUCUAUAUUUUAUGACCCAUUUCAUAUAUUGCCUAUGCAGUGAAAAAAUAAAAAGUCAUGACCCGUUAAACUGAUGGUACUCCUGAAACACCGCCAACGAAUGUGAAGGUGAGAAUAGCUUUGUUUUAUUUUUUAGAAUGGAAUCCCAAUUUAAAACAAUUUACAAUUAAUUCAACUUUUAUGUGCAGAGCUCAACAAAUCUGGGUACCGAACUAAAGUAGCAGAUGAAGAUGCAGACGUAUUAAUAGUGCAGGCAUCUCUUUACGAACAUACAUAUGAACCUGACAAGACCGUUGUAAUAAUUUGUAAUGAUACCGAUAUAAUCAUAAUAUUGACGCAACUUCCUGCUCCGGACAAUAACAUAUAUUUUGAAAAAAAAAAGCGAAAAAGGACAAUCUAUCUAUCUAUUAUAGUUAUAAUAGGUUUAAACAUUCUCAUAUAAGAAAAUACGUUGGGUUCUUAUAUAUUUUUACUGGGUGUGAUACAACUUUUUAGAUCUGAUAAAUAUUUUUUAUGACGAGAAUGCUAACAAGGAGGACAUCAUGAAAAACGGAUAUAUCAUUGUUGCUUUUUAUUCUGCUGCAAUUGAUGUUACAUAUAAAAAAAACACAAUAACAUAUUGACAUUAAAUGAGUUACGAUUUUUACAAUUUAUAAGAAAUACAGGGAAAAACAUUUGCGUUUAUCAUCAAUUACAACACUGGUUAGGUAAAAAACUGGAUGCUACCCAUACCCAAUAUGGAUAGAAAAAAACUGAUAUGGAUUUUGAACCCAUUUACACCUUAGAUUGUUUGACUCCUGAAGUGAUAUUAAAACAAAUAACAUGUAAAUGUUCAACGGGUUGCAAAAGUACAAGAUGUGGCUGUAAAAAAUAUGGUAUAAACUGUACGGAUCUUUGUACAAACUGUGCAGUGGAAGAAGAGGAGAAAAAAUGUUGCAAUCGCGCUGCAGUGGUUCUUGACGAUGUCGAGUCAGACUUUGUAGACGAUGAACUAACUGUAACUUGCCGAGAAGUUUAUAAGUUGUAGAUGUUCACUAGAAUAAUCAAAUUAAAAUUCAUAAACAAUGUUUUAUUUUUUAUUUUUAUACUUAUUAGAUGCCUAUCUAGUCAAAUGUUAGUAGCUUCUUUCAAUUAAAUCAUAAUAAAACAAAAAUUAAUUUUUUAAAAACUAUUAAGGACUUUUAUAUACUUUUUAAUUAUUGCAAUUAAAAUAAAUAAUGUAUUGUACUAAUUUAUAAAUAUUUUAUACUAAUUAAUUGUAAAUUGUUUUAAAUUGGGAUUCCAUUCUAAAAAAUAAAACGAAGCUAUUCUCACCUUCACAUUCGUUGGCGAUGUUUCACGAGUACCAUCAGUUUAACGGGUCAUGACUUUUUAUUUUUUUCACUGCAUAUGCAAUAUAUGAAGUGAGUCAUAAAAUAUAGAUUUUCUUAAACAACUCAUUCAAUUUUCAGCUCUUAAUGUUUAUAAACAAGGCAAAAUUGAUUUAUUAAAUAAAUACUAACUUGAUUCCUAUUAGUCAUAUAAAAUUAUUUUUUUUAAUAUGUAUUUUUUCAUCAGCUUUUCAGUGAGCCUACAUGCAAGCGUGUGACAUAAAAACUGUCAAAGUUAUUCUAAUUGUUUAUAACCUAAAAAGUAGGGCCUUUUCAAACGGUUUUUUUAAUAACAAUUUUAAUAAAAUGUUAAAUUUUUUUAAUAUAUCUUAAAAAUAGAGUCUCGAAUAACUCAUCGCGAUUUGCUAAAUAUCUUUAGAGUCACUGUUAGGGCAAGAACAGUUGUAUAAACAAUUGCUCUCUUGGAUAAACAAAUUGAAUAACUUAUAAACUAUUUGGUCGAUCUGGUUGAAAUUUGGCACACUUAAAUAGCCCAUUAAAUAGUAUAAUUUAAAGUAGUUAAAUUAUAUAUA